AUAGAGCGGGACAAGCAUUUAAAAUGCUUGUGCAACGAACUUUGGGAGAAUAGCCACGACUAUGUAUAUGAACAUGUAUGUAUGAACAGUUUUAUACGACAUAAGCAGAAAUGAAACACGUUGAAAGAAUCAUAUAAAAUCCCUUAAUCAGAAGGGACCUGCCCCGUGACAACCAGACGUAUUUAAUUGGUGCUAUCAGAAUGAAUUACUCAACAACCAAAAUGUUCACUGGAACCACCCAGAUGCCGGGUAUCAGUACCUCAGUUACACCGGGAGAUUCAGCAAGUGGUUACUACUUCGUAAUUCUGCGGCCGGUAGGAAUCGUUACCUUCAUCAUCGUCGCGCUCGUCAUCAUCUGCCGAUUCUGGAGGGAGAAAUUUGCGAAGUGUUUUGAUUACAUGCGGCCUGGACAGAACGACUGUAACGGUCUGUCAGGCCGGCGGCAAAGAUGUUGCGAGUGCCUUGCCAAAAUGUUUUCUCCUGGUGUAUCAGCCCAAACGACUUCAGACAGGCGAACAAGUGAUCCAGUCGCACAGACUAUGUGGGACCGAAACGAUCACAUAUCAUUGGGUAUCACAGACAUGCGAGCAGCGGAGCCAACUGGUACUGCAGAACUACCCCCGUCUUAUGAUUCGCUGCGUAGAAGAGGCGAAUUUGAUGUCCCGGGUCCUGUACAGCCAAUGGCACAGCCUCCAAUAACACCCGAGUUUUUGCCCCAACCACCAAGUUACGACGAUGCGACGAAAGAUCAGAAUCGGCCUGAUUUCGUUGUCUGAACUUGUAUUAAAACUGUUCCGAACUGAUGAUCUUGGGUCCGAGCAAAAAGGCCAGUCAGAGAAUUAUCUGUCUGUCUGCCUUAACUAGUGUCAUCAUCUGGAUCAUCACCUGUGUUACAGUGUAUAGCAACACAGAUGUUUGUUUCAAAGACGCACGACAGCUCCUGAACGAUUGGACAGUACGCGAAAUUUGACAACGUCACCUAAACGUGUACGAAUAUCAGGAAGGCGCCUCAAAGAGGUGGAACUAGACUAAGAAUGGCAGAGCAUUGAGCAUUAACUUAUAUGUUCUUAGUAUCAUAUGUAUAAUAUGUAAUUUAUUUAAUUUAAUGAAUAAACCAUUUACAUGUAUAUUCAA
Lineus longissimus is the source of this 1134-nucleotide messenger RNA. RefSeq lists its product as uncharacterized. NCBI's taxonomy places the organism in Eukaryota, Metazoa, Nemertea, Pilidiophora, Heteronemertea, Lineidae. Bases 201 to 776 code for a protein of 191 amino acids. The record is from RefSeq and is a predicted model, not a curated record. The transcript is spliced from 5 exons.